GUUCUAUAAAUUCAACCUCAAAUUGUAGCGUUUCUUAGCAAUCCUUCUUCUAUCAUCAUCUUCUUCUUUUGUUGUCUAAUUUAUUUCUAUCUUCUCCUUAAGUUCUCUAUUUCUCCUCUUACUAGUCUAAGAUAAGCCAUGGGGAUCAAGAUUCAUGGAAGCCCUUUCUCCGGUGCCACUCUUCGUGUCGUGGCUGCCGCUAAUGAAAAGGAACUAGAUUUUGAAUUUGUUCACGUCGACAUGAGUGUUGGUGCUCACAAGCAACAACCUUAUGUUGCCCUUAACCCAUUUGGUCAAGUACCAGCUUUUGAAGAUGACGAUCUCCAGCUAUUUGAAUCAAGAGCAAUUACAAAAUACAUAGCAUACGCCUAUGGAAGCAACGGCAAUGCAUUGGUAUGUGAGGAUAUGAAGCAAAAGGCGUCCCAAGCCGUAUGGAUGGAGGUUGAGGCUCACCAAUUCGACCCACCAGCUAGCAAACUGAUGUGGGAGCUUGUGUUCAAGGGCAUGUUUGGCAUGGAAGUCGACAUGGCUAUAGUCGAGGAGAACGAGGCUAAGUUGGCUAAGGUCCUAGAUGUUUAUGAGGCUCAUUUAGGUCAGUCCAAGUAUAUGUGUUGUGAAACAUUCUCCUUGGCUGAUCUUCAUCACUUGCCUCAACUUCAUUUUCUAAUGGGCACCCAAGUUAAGAAGAUUUUCGACGAACGCCCUCAUGUGAGUGCUUGGUGCACAGAUAUCUUGGCUAGGCCAGCUUGGGUUAAGACAAUAGCCUUGCAGAACCAAGCUUAGGCAAGCUUAAGAUCAAGAACCAAGCCAGUAUUUUGUGUUUGUUACCUUGUUUGUUUGUAUUGAUUUGAUUUUAUAAUUUUGCUAUUGAAUUUCUGUAUUCCAUCUUUAUCAUUUUAAUUAAUAAGAGUACUAAUUGCCUGAGUUUUGCUA
Chenopodium quinoa (quinoa) is the source of this 933-nucleotide messenger RNA. RefSeq names its product glutathione S-transferase-like. Lineage: Eukaryota; Viridiplantae; Streptophyta; Magnoliopsida; Caryophyllales; Amaranthaceae. Bases 139 to 783 code for a protein of 214 amino acids. The record is from RefSeq and is a predicted model, not a curated record. Gene Ontology annotation, molecular function: glutathione binding; glutathione transferase activity. The transcript is spliced from 3 exons. Gene Ontology annotation, cellular component: cytoplasm.